Molecule: messenger RNA, 1557 nt
Organism: Coniosporium apollinis CBS 100218
Lineage: Eukaryota; Fungi; Ascomycota; Dothideomycetes
Exons: 2
Coding region: 1-1557 (518 amino acids)
Biological process (GO): regulation of DNA-templated transcription
Molecular function (GO): protein binding; zinc ion binding; sequence-specific DNA binding
Source: RefSeq, a predicted model, not a curated record
AUGUUCCAGAACGGCGGCCGGCUGCAGCCAGACGGAAUCGCCUUGGGACUUGACUCCGACAGCCCCAUCGUCGAUGCGCGGCAAGGAUCCCGUCGAGCUGACCAGGACCAGAGCUUCUAUGCAUCGACGAUGGCAGGCCUGCGGCCGAUGGAGGAUCUGAUGGAUACAGGGGGCUACAUGAAUAUCGACGGCAUGAACGUCGGUAUGCUGCCCAUGGACCUGGACAUGGCCAACCUCGACCCGUCCAUGACCGAUCCACACAGCUACAACACCCCCAUAACGCCGCAAGCUCCGUCGAUGCUGGAUGCCGCACGGGCCGAUCCUUCCAACGACGGCUACGGCUCCGCCCAGAACAGCAUGUCGGGCAUUGGCGCCGGUCCGCUGCCCACGGGCUUUGGCGUACAGACUUCCAACAGCCAGGGCAGCACUUUGACCGAGUUUACCAAGCGGCGCAACUGGUCGCAGCGGGUGCUCGAAGAGCUCAGAGACUUCCUCCACAUACUCACGCCAGACGGCCGCAUCCUCUACGUCUCGCCCUCGUGCCGCUUCCUGACAGGAUGGGAGCCUCACCAGCUGGUCGGCAAGUUCAUAGUCGAGUUCAUCCACCCCGACGACAGCGGCAUCUUCGUGCGCGAGUUCAACGAAUCCAUCGCCUCCGGCAACCCUCUCCGCUUCUUCCACCGUUUCAGGAAGGAAGAUGAUACCUACACUAUCUUCGAGUCUCACGGGCACCCACACAUUGGCUCUGAAGCCGCAAACUUCGGUCCCAACCCGAAUGGCUCGUCCUUCUGCCGCGGCUUCUUCAUGAUGUCGCGGCCGUACCCGACCAAGAACGCCGCCCUUCUCGACUCAUUUCUGGAGCAUAAGAUCGAGAAUGAGCGCCUAAUGAAGCGGAUAGCGGAGCUGCGGCGCGAGGAGCAGGAGGAGCAAGAAGCGCAAGAGCGACAUUGGCAGAAGAAGCAGGAAGGUCACUCCAGCGUCACGCCGUCAGAAACACAACGCACGGACGGCCGAACCGACUGCGAAGCCGUGUCUGGGCCGAUGCCAAAUUACGGCGGCAUGCCGCCUCCGUCGAAGCCCAGCAUCUCGAACACGGCGCUCACACGGCAGAACUUGGACGAAGCAUUAGCCGCUAGCAAACCGGACAGCAUCAAUGACAAGAUGGCCCGGUACGAGGGCGCGACGCAUCUCGAGACUAUCGAGAUGUUGACGGGGCUGCGGUACCGGGACGGCGAGAGGAGCCAGGGCAUCAGCACGGGGGACACUUCUCCUGUGCUCAUCAGGGGCGAUGCAGGCAUCGCGAUACUACCUGACAGAGAUACUAGGGCUAGCGGGGAGAAGAAGAAGAAGCUCAAGGUUGCGGACGAGUACGUGUGCACAGACUGCGGAACGCUCGAUAGCCCGGAAUGGAGGAAGGGUCCGAGUGGGCCGAAGACGCUGUGCAAUGCUUGUGGACUACGGUGGGCGAAGAAAGAGAAGAAAAGACAGAGUGUCGGCCAAGCGCAGAAUCCUGGAUCUAAUCCCGCGUCGAUGCCGCCGAGCGCUGCCGGCAACUGA